Eucalyptus grandis is the source of this 2841-nucleotide messenger RNA. RefSeq lists its product as hypothetical. The record is from RefSeq and is a predicted model, not a curated record. The coding region runs from base 618 to 2039 and encodes 473 amino acids. Lineage: Eukaryota; Viridiplantae; Streptophyta; Magnoliopsida; Myrtales; Myrtaceae. The transcript is spliced from 3 exons.
UUAAAGCUCUAAUUCUCUCGCUCUCUCUCAAGAUUCAAGAAGAAGGAGGGGGAGACGACGAAGCGUUCGUCUGAAUAAACUAAACCCAAAAGUAUUUUUGGGUAAUGAUGAGAGGAGAGACGAGACGCACGUAAAGGAGAAGGAGAAGGAGAAGAAGGAGAGGGCAGAGGAGGAGGCCUUGGUUGAGCAUAAUUAAAGUAUCCAUCUUUUUUAGAAAGACAGAGAGAGAGAGAGAAAGGGAGAGAAGCUACGACCCCAUCAUCACCAGAUUCAUCCUCCACAGUGAGGUGAGGUGAGAGAGAGAGAGAGAGAGAGGGUGAGGCUUUUGUCUCCCGGCUAUGCAUUCCAAAAAGAAAACCACCGAGACGUAAUAAGAAAGAACAACCCAUCAUUGCCACUUUGCCAUUUGUUUUUCCCACUCUUCCCCUUCCCCCCGUUUCGCUCUCUCCAGCUCGAAACUCGACACCAAUCACUCUCUCUCUCUCUCUCUCUUCCCCUUUUGCUUCUCCUCACUCUGUUGCCCAGCUGCUGCUUCUCGCUGAAGCUCCUCUGUUUCUCUCUCUGCCUCUGUCUCCGCGCGCGUCGUGGGUGUGGACGCUCGGUGGCGGGUUCGUGACAUGGAGAAGAAGCAGGGGUUCUUCUCCGCUCUCAAGGACGAGGUGGUGCGCGGCCUCUCCCCCUCGCGCUCCCGUCCCCGCUCCAGGGCCAAGAGCCCCCGCGGCAGGAGCGCGUCGCCCAUGAGCGGCCUCUUCAGGCGGAGGAAGGGGGGCCAGGUGGCGCCGCCCGAGCUGCUGAUCUCGAGAUCCGGGAGCCUGAUGCGGCCCGUCGAGGCUCUCUCCCCGCUGAUGGAGGGCCCCGAUCCGGACGGCGCGGAAUGCGGGGACUCCAGGAGGGGACACUGGAUGCGGGCGCCCUCCGUCUCCUCCUCUUCCUCCUCCGCCGCCGCCGCCGCAGCCGCCAGCAAGCAGUCGAAUCUGAGGCUUCUGCUCGGCGUGCUCGGGGCGCCGCUCGCUCCCGUGCACGUGGCCGCCUCCGAUCCCCUCCCUCACCUCAGCAUCAAGAACAUCCCCAUUGAAUCGUCGUCCGCGCAGUACAUACUGCAGCAGUACAUGGCAGCGUCUGGAGGACAGAAGCUCCAGAACUCCAUUAACAACGCAUACGCCAUGGGAAAGGUCCGGAUGAUAGCCUCCGAAUUCGAGACGCCCAACAAAGUCAUCAAGAACAAGAAUUCCUCUAAGGCCGCUGAGUCAGGUGGGUUCGUUCUCUGGCAGAUGAAUCCCGACAUGUGGUAUGUCGAGCUGGCGCUUGGGGGCAGCAAGGUUCACGCCGGCUGCAAUGGGAAGAUUGUAUGGAGGCACACGCCAUGGCUCGGUGCGCAUGCAGCGAAGGGACCUGUUAGGCCUCUCCGUCGUGCACUCCAGGGUCUUGAUCCAAGAACCACGGCAAGCAUGUUUACCAAUGCGCGGUGUAUUGGGGAGAAGAUGGUCAAUGGAGAGGACUGUUUCAUUCUUAAGCUUUGCGCAGACCCUGUCACCCUGAAGGCCAGGAGCGAUGGACCAGCUGAAAUCAUACGGCACGUUCUAUUUGGGUACUUCAGCCAGAAAACAGGGCUCCUCAUUCACUUGGAAGACUCGCACUUGACCCGGAUCCAGAACAACGGAGGUGAUGCUGUGUAUUGGGAGACCACAAUCAACUCCUUCCUCGACGAUUAUAGGCCUGUGGAGGGAAUUAUGAUCGCACAUUCAGGACGGUCGGUAGUGACCCUCUUCAGGUUUGGAGAAACUGCCAUGAACCAUACCAAGACCAGGAUGGAGGAAGCAUGGACCAUCGAGGAAGUGGCGUUCAAUGUCCCAGGACUGUCGUUAGAUUGCUUCAUCCCUCCCGCAGAAAUCAGGUUAUCCUCGAUCAGUGAGGCCUGUGAACUCCCUCAUGGUCAGAGAGCAAAGAAUGCGGCUGCUAAUCUCGGUAGUAAUAUACAUCGUGCCAGAGUUGCUUCACUAGACAGAUCUCAUGGUAGCCUGGCCCGCAGUUACAUUUAGGGAGACGUAUGCUCGCAAAGGAAAAAGAUGCGGCCUAUCUUUUCCCUGUGUGGUAGCGUGGAGUAGCUACCGAUCACCAUUAGAAGGUAUAUCUGAAUUUCAGCACUUGAUGAUCAAGGAUCUAAACUGUAAAUAGAGCACAACGGUCAGGAGGUGCCAGGCUGCCAGGAAGUGGGAUUUUGAUGGAAUGUGCCGGUGGAGUUUUCUUUUUCCCUUUCCUUUCUAGAACAAGAUCAGCUCUUUCGUUCAAAUUUUAAAUCAGGAUAUCCUGGAAUCACAUUUGAAGCGGGAUUCUUGUGGAAGUUGCUCAUUGAGCGCAAGCCAAUCGAUAUACUCACAGAUGAUCAGAAAGACAUGUAAAAAUCCGAGCGACUUCAAAAAAUGUGCAUAGUCAAAAUUUUCCCGAAUUCCCCACCGAGCUCGUCUCUUUUGUGGAUGUAAUCGCUAGCACUCACAACAAAUGAGCGACAUCAAAAUGACCUUCAAUCAGAAUGCCGUGAGAAAUAAGAUGAGUUGUUCUUUUGAGUUUCUUAGCUUGUACUGCUCUGUUUCUUGGCAUUCGGUUCAGGCAACUAAACCCUGCUAGCCCCACCAUGGAAGUCAUGGAGUACCAAUGCUUAUUCGGACGUCCGACCAAUCUAGUACCUUGGAUGUGAAGCUUUUAUAUUCUUGUCCUAUAUAUAUCUUCAAAUGUUUUAGGGGGGAAAAUCUCCCUUUGCAGAGUGGGCAUGUCCACUUUUUCCUUUUUUGACUGUUGACGGUUAGAAUCUGUAUUAAUGAAUGCUUCGAGGGCCCUUUUACA